This is a messenger RNA of Zea mays, 5555 nucleotides long. RefSeq lists its product as uncharacterized. The transcript has 2 exons. The coding region runs from base 466 to 1371 and encodes 301 amino acids. The record is from RefSeq and is a predicted model, not a curated record. NCBI's taxonomy places the organism in Eukaryota, Viridiplantae, Streptophyta, Magnoliopsida, Poales, Poaceae.
GGGGCGUUUUAACAAACAAACACUACCAGAGCGACCCAAUUUUACAAUGGCUACGAGUGGCUGCCUAUUUUGAAUAACGUCAACUACGAGUGACCUAAUUUGCUAAAUUCCUCACGGCGUUGAAGGUCAUGUGUUGGCUAUGAGCGUGCUAGGCCUUGCUAAUGUGUAAUAUAAAUCUCUUUUGAUGUAGAAAAGCAUGAUCGUUAAAUGGACUAAACAAAAUUAGAAAACGGAACGUUAAUUUUCAAGUCCUUUUUAUCGUUAGUGUGUGCUUCAACCGGGUCUAUGGCGGGACGACCGAAUACCGGCGGCAACCGGUGUCCCUCUCCGUCCUCCUCGCGUGCACGGCUGACCGCGCUCUCCCUCCUCCGCUCUGCCGCACUUCUCGCCGCCCUACCCUGCUAAAAAAUUCAGGCAUCGAUCGCUCGUCCUCCUCGGGACCUCGGCCUGCUCCAACUGACCCUAAUGGCGGAGGCGCUGCUUCUCGCGUGCCACCUCGCCCUCUCUUUCUCCCUCCUCGCCGCCUCCCUCUCCCACCUCAUCGUGGCCGCCGUCUCCCACCGCUCGCCCUCCUCCCUCCACCACCACCUCAUCCGCCUGCUCCGCCACCCGCUCAUCCGCCUCCUCCCGCCGCUCCUCGCGCUCCCCUUCGCCUUCCUCCCGCUCGCCUCCACGCCCCUACUGCCGCUUCUCCUCCUCCCUCCACUGCUCCCGCUCCUCCCGCUCCCCUUCCUCCCUCCCCACCUCCCGCUCCUCCGCCCGCUCCUCCUCACCCUGCCGCUCCUCCUGCUCGCCCGCGCGGCAGACCUCCUCGCCGCCUCGUUCCCUGACUCGGACCUCCAGGCGCACGCGCUCGCCGUCGCGCGCCUCCUCCUCCUCGCCGCGGCGGCGGCCUCUCUCGUCUCGUCGCUCUGCGCCUCCGCGCCGAGGGGCACGACGGCGGCCGGCGCCCACUUCGUCGCCGAGGCGGGGCUCGCCUGCGCGGGCGCCGUGGGCGGGCUCUGGGCGGCGCAGAGCGGGCUCAAUCUUUACGUCGACGCGUGCGUGCCCACGGGGUGCCACCGCCUCCUCGACACCGGCAGCACCGCAGCGCCCGCCACGCGGUGCGACGUCGACGAGGCUAGGCUCAGGGCCGUCGCUGUCAUGGAUCUCGCCCUGUCCGUGCACUGCGUCAUCGUGACUGCCAUCGUGGCGGGGGUGCUCCUCGGGGUGGCGAGGUGGUUUGGGGUUGACAGCAGCGCUGGUACGGGGAGGAGGCAUAAUGGAUCCUCCUAUGAUGCAUUGCCCACAGUGGCAUCUGCUGGGACAAUGGUGGAGAUGGAGCAUUUGCAGGGGAAGGGUGUUGUUGGCAAGAUGGUGGCGCAGGAGUGAAAUAUGUGCAAUGUAUUGGAUUAACUAGGUACAUUUCAAAUGACUCGAGUAUAUGCCAGAGAUGUGAACCCCUGAAAUGGGUGGGGGGAUUUGGCCGGUCCAAAUGGUGGCAGAAUUUGUUCUGUGGAAUGCUGAUCAUUAGUUGCAAUGAGAGUAUACUAGUCACUGCUGCUGCAGAUGAAUUGCAUUGUUCAUUGGCUGUUGGUGCCCAAUCUAUGUCUGGACCAUUGUUGUUGGUGGCCGGCUGCACUGAUCUGAAUGCUUUAUUUAUGUCCAUGAUUUGAUAUUUGGUAGUUUUGUCUACUUCAGGGGAAUUUAAUUUGCAUUGUUUUUUGUUUAUUACUUGAUCCUUAGUUGUAGUUGUUCAUUUGUAGCACUUGUGAAGCAGCAUACAUAUUCACAUAGUACCAUUUAGGGAUUUAUUAGCUGUAUUUGUUCGCCUGUGCUGACUUGUCCUUGAGCAAAUCAGUCUUGCAUAUUCUUUCGUGAAAAACUUGAACAAUUGGUACUUAGUUUUAGAAGACAUAUUGAGGGAAGCUGAAGGAAUUGCACAAAUGACCUAACGAUGAUGAUAGUUCCAUAAAUCAGAUGUUAUAUAAGUCUAAGUGGUGUAACAGAUGAACGAUGAAGCCAGAAGUUGGAGAAUGUAGAAUUCCUUUGAAGUUUGCACCACGAGAUUAUUUAGAAUCAGAACCUCAGGCUGUUGGGACUCCUCUUUUAGGUUUUCAUCUCAUGAUUUGUUAAAUUUUAUAUCAUUACUUCUCAGUUAUUUGAUUAAAACGUGAAAAAGUGGUUAUCCAACAUACUGAAGCUAAUUUGGAAUGGUUGACAAGAACCAUACUCAGUUUCAUUUUGAUUCACUGAAUCUUAUUGAGACUAAUCCCAACUAGUUCAAAGGAGUAUAUCUGCAGUCUGCUAGUAGUAGGUUUGUAAUGAUGUGUCAAUAUCAAACUUAAAUGCUACUAAAUGAUGACCAUAUUCUUCCUUCGUGGAGUUAGCCAAAUGAUUUUUUGCUUUUACAUUUAUCCUUGAAUUUUGCAAAUGAAUUUUACUGUUUUUAUCUUUAUGCCUUUUAUUUUGUUAACAAUCAUUAUAUGACUGAAUUAGAUAGCCAAGAGCGGCAAACCUGUGCUGUUUUAUUCCUGAAAUAUUUUAUGGUUUUGGCCAAGCUGUUCUUCUUCUGCUCAUUAAAUGAUAAAGCAAAUCCAAGUAAUGAUGUGUUCUCAGGUCACUGUGCUGCCAAAUAUUAUUCGGUAGCUGCAAUAAUCUUCUAUUGACAGUUCGAAUAAAAUCGUCUAUUGACUUAUCAGUGAUAUGCUGGGCAGCAAAAGGUGUCCUCUAGAGAUUCUGACAUUGACAAUUAACUACUUGUCAUACCAACUGUGAUCCAUAUUUACACCUUUGUGAAUCUUUCUCUUAGUGCUUCUUUAGAGAAAAGAGAUUUGGCUACUCCUUAAACCAAAGGUCACUUAGGGAAUCUAUAUUCUAUAUCUCUGUCCAAUAGGUGAUUCUUGACAAUUUUCAUUAGUCUGUCUGUGGGUGAAUACUUCUGGAUUAUGGUCGAACUUAUGCAGAUGCGACAACUGAACUUCCUAUUUCAGAACAUCUUCAACUGCAUAUGAAUAUCUGCUAUGUGAUUUCUCCUUGUGCUUGUCAUUUUGUGUAGUGAGUGAGAUUUAGAUACUAAAGAUAGUUCCUUGCCCAGACCAUUUGAUAUGGCUAUCCAAGUAUGCUACUUUGAUCAGGGCAGCACAUCCACUCCUUCGCAAUUUGAUUAAUUUAUGGAAGCGCUUGCAUGCUUUAUGUGUAAAAUUUGACUCAUCUUCAAAGAGGCUGGUAAACCUUGUGAUGCGGCUAAACUGUUAAAUCUACCCAACUUAUCAAGAACUUCUGCUGGCACGUACUAUAUUUUUUCUUAUACAUAGGUGUCAAGACUUUGAAUAACUGGUGAACAUCAUGUAUACAGGAGUGACCAUUUAGCUUUCUCUUGAUGCAAAGCUAGUUUAUUUGUUGUAGCUUUGUGAUACUAGGUGAUGAAGCAUGAAAGAUGGUGGUUAAAUAGCAAAUGGGAAUCGAACAUAGCCAUGAGUUGGACCAAUUGAUAGGCACAGUCAGAUACCAUUGGACAAAAGCUAUCCUAAAAAAGAUAGUUCCACUCGGUAAAGUAUCUGGUUUCUUUCUAGGUGGUUGAGCCUACGUUUUAUCUUACCUAUCUUUAAUCCAAUAGCACCUUAUUGUUUGAAUUGUACCUCAGUUGUUGCCUGUCUUGGUCAGAUUAGUUUAAUAGUAUGUGUCAACUGUAUCAUGCGAAUAUAAUAGCUUCUGAACACUAUAUAAAUGUUCACCAAGGUCUUUCAAUCCCUUGCGCCUACAUCUCCAAUGUUGUCUGCACUAGAAACCUAGAGCUAAGAGUGACAAUGGCAUGGCUCUCUUGGUCCCUCUCUCCCUUGAAGGCUCUCUCUGGUAAAUAUGGUUGCCUUUCACAAUGAACUUCCAUCAGAUCUUUGUGAGAGAGCCUUCAGGAGGGGGGGGGGAUCCAGGUGAGCCAUAGUGCCUGACUGCCUGUGCCCAGCAGCCAAGAUGUGUACUGUUUAGCCAUUUUGUGUAUUUGAUUAAUUGUUUGUUUCUAUGAGAACUUGGUUAAUCAUGUGUUGUAUUGAUUGUUCACAAAUGAAAUUAGCUUUUCUCAAUCAGCAUCGGUCACCGGAUGUAUGAGAAAUGGAUAGCGGGUAAGGAAAAGAGCGCUCUAAGGAAAAUAGGGGGUAAGUUGCCAAGUUUUUCUUGGAGCUCUCAGGGUCUCACCACAACUGAGAGGUGCACGUGCACAAGAAAAGGUAACUAUAAUUAUCACGGUAAAGAUCUAACAAUUUGAAUAGGCUUUAUUAGCAUUAAGCACAAGAAAUUCCUUAAAAGAACAUCUUGCAUGACUGACCUGGCAUAAUACCAGCAACCAAAUUGUUCUUUUGUAGGAGCUGGAUGAGUUUUCUGGGUCUUGGAUUACAGAAAUGGAUGAGAUGUUCUCCUUGUCUUGGGCUUCAAACCAUUCCUAAGUAAAAAUAUUUUGACGGGGCGUUUGGAUCCCUUCAUUUUAGAGAAAUUUGAAUUCACUCAAUAAAGUAACUUAUUUAGUUUGGAAUUUGACAUUCCACCACUUUCCAAAGUUCACAUAUAAGCCUAUCUCAAAUUAAUGAGGUGGAGGAUGAGAAAUGAUUUUAUGCAUUAGUAGAAUUUGUUUCUACUCCGUAACUUACAUGACACUCUUCAUCUCACUCAUCUAUAGUAAAAAUGUAGCACAUAAAUAUCUCCGUCAUCUUGCUACUAAUAGUAUAUAAAUAUAUUUUGCAUAAAACUGAAUUAGCUUAAUUGAUAUAUGCCUAAAUUACUAUUAUUAGAAUGGAAUUCAAUUCCAACGAUCCAAACGGGGCGUGAGUGUAAUUCUUUUUAACGCUAUUUUCCCUGGGAAUUGUCUUUUGUUAUCUGAGUUGUACAGAGCUGACAUUUUCCUGCUCUUUCUGGAAUAGAUCCGUAUGGUUUCUUUCACUUGGUGGCCCUCAUGUUAGAUUUUAUCUCAGCUUGUUCGGGGCUCAAAGCCGAUGUUGGUGGCCCUCAUGUUAGGUUUUAUUCAUUAGCAACACUUGGAUAUGACUUUAUGGGUGAUUGCUAAACCGCCAGUUUAUCAGAUUGCCGGACCUGUUGUUGAUUGUGUUAGAAUACCCGUUUAUGGCUGAUUUGGUGAUUAGGGAUCCCCUCCUACGUCGUGCCAGCCACGCCUCCGGCUUUGCCCCAGCUCCUGCCCCCGGGGACUCCCACCUUGACGACUUGGUCCCCGCUGGCUGGCGGCUGGGACAACGCUUCCCUCGCCGCCGUCUUCAGCACCAUGACGAUGACCCUUCAUUCCACCGAUGGGGUGAUCGACUCUGGUUCCAUUUAGGGUUUUGGGUUUUUCCCGUGUAAUUAUUAUCUCACCCCUCUGUAGUGGGUCUGACCCAGUUUACUCAAGUCUAUUAAUACAUCACCUAAACUCUGUUAGGGUUAGGGUUUUCAAUAGAUUGAGCAGUCAGAUACCAACCAGAACUGAAGUCGAUUAAUCUACUCCUUGUUUUGUGCUACUUGUUUCCAGUCGAAAGGUCUGGUUUAUUUGUUGUCAAUUGUCAUUCUUGUUAAUUACGAAGUGAAUUUGUCCA